AUGGGAGAAUGUUAUAGCAAGAAAUCUGUGGCUCCGGGGUCUGAAACCCCAGAGAGAAGCAGCAUCACGUCUGGAAGUUCAGAGUCAGAUAUACAACAAAGAAACAAAAUACGGAAAGAUUCCUUGGAAACUGGACAAAUGUCAUUUACUUUGACACAUCUCGAGGCUCUGGAGACUUGCCUGAAGGAAGCGGAAGAAAAGGCUAAAACCUUAUCUGAGCAGCUUUCAGCCUCUGAAGGAACAAAAUCAAAACUGCUUGAGCAAAUUUCCUGGCUAGAGGAAAAACUAGAGGCUCUGGACCAUAAAGAAGACAGUGGGGACCUGUAUAAAAAAAUGGUUCUUGCAAAAGACCAGUGCAUUGAGAAAUUACAAGCUGAAGUGAAAGCCUCUCAGGAGCAACUUACAGCCCAUAAACUAAAGCACAAAAGGAAACUGAAAAAGCUACAAAUUGAUUUGGCAACAGCUAAGCAAGAGGCUGCCAUCACUGUCCUGGAACUCAAUGAGAAGAUAAAGACUCUAUUUGAAGGAACGCCAGCCCCUAGAGAAGGCAGCUCACCAGAAGAGUCCUGUGGCAAUCUCCGAACUGUGGAAGAAGGUGAUCGAAAAUUUAGCCUGAUUAUGGAGUUGUCAACUCAGGUUUCCCUUCAGACUGAGAAAAUAACUCAGCUGGAAGAAGUUUUAGAGGAAAAGGAAAGGAGGAUUCAGCAGCUGGAAGCCGAACAGGGGGCCCUUCCUUUUCAAGAGGUCAAGGACUCUCCAGAAUGUUUACAAGAAGCCCCAAUUCUCUUUAAUAAUAGCAUUACUCCUGUGGUCUCUGAUGAGGAUAUGUAA
Molecule: messenger RNA, 831 nt
Organism: Pteropus alecto (black flying fox)
Lineage: Eukaryota; Metazoa; Chordata; Mammalia; Chiroptera; Pteropodidae
Gene: CCDC192
Product: coiled-coil domain containing 192
Exons: 7
Coding region: 1-831 (276 amino acids)
Source: RefSeq, a predicted model, not a curated record